AUGGGGACCCCGAGACGGGCCACAUCAAUGGUUGGAGACAUUGUCAGACGGCUCAGUCGUGCCCUUAAUGGCGUUCAUGCUGUCCUCCACGAUGUGGACCCCGAGACGGUCUACAUAAAUGGUUGGAGAGACUGUAAGUCAUGGCCCAGUCGCGCCCCAAGUGGCGCUCAUGCAUCCGAGCUGUCGCCUUCAGUGCAUAGCUCCCCUCCCAGGCGCGCACUAGACAGCUCACUGACAGUGCAGGAUUUGUGCACCAAUUUAUCAGCUCCCGCCUGCAAUGCGCAGCUACCUACCCCCUACCCCCAAAUCAUCGGUGAACGAAACUGUGGCAGCUAUAAACACUGUACGGCGACUACGCGAAGCUAUAUAAUCACAGGCAGAAGAGGAGGAAUUCACCCACUCUACCCUGCACCGACGAUGUCACCUCGAUUGGUGAUGAAACGUUUGCAAUCCAACUGCCAAGCUCGGCGAACAGACCAACAACCAGAUGGAAACUUCGCCAGAUGUAACAUCCGGGAAACCGGAACAACCAAACUAGAAGAAACCCGUCCGUUCGCGUCUGUCAAAAUAAAAAAACAUUCAGCUGUAGCACCGUUUCGGUCCCUACCUGCCAUGCCGACCGACGUUUGCACGAGGGCUGGGAUACUGUCAGGUUGCCUAAGCCCAGACAGGGAAAGUCGAGAGGCAGAGGCCGGAUUCGAACCACGGACCUUCCGUCAUGGGGCGAGAUGGACCAAGUGGCUAGAGCGCGAGUUUACUGACCGGAAGAUCCGUGGUUCGAACCCGACCUCUGCCACUCGACUUCUCCUGUCUAGGCUUGGGCGACCUGGCAGUAUCCCAGACGUCGUGACUCCGUGUGGCAUGGCGGCUAGGCACCGAAAGGCUGUAACACCGUUUCGGUGUCUAGCUGUCAUGCCACACGAGGAAAGUGUGAGGACUAAGAGAGUGCCAGGUUGCCCUAACCGAGACGGUAGUCAACAAGCUGAGGUUGGGUUCGAACCACGGACCUUGCAGUCAGAAGGCAAUAGUCUCUACAUACUGCGUCAAUUCGCGAACGCCCCGGGGAGCAUUUCGAUCCCCGAAGUUGCAAAGAUAGACAGAAGAGCUUCGGGCCGCGCAUCAAUAGAAAAGUUGAACAGGAACAGCGAAAGAGGACAGUCCUAUUUCCCGCUACUAAAAAAUAGUUUCACACACCCGGAUUUGGAAGAACCCUUAUCACACUUCGUUGAUUGGUUUUAUUCCUACUAA
Opisthorchis viverrini is the source of this 1248-nucleotide messenger RNA. RefSeq lists its product as hypothetical. The record is from RefSeq and is a predicted model, not a curated record. The transcript has 7 exons. The coding region runs from base 1 to 1248 and encodes 415 amino acids. NCBI's taxonomy places the organism in Eukaryota, Metazoa, Platyhelminthes, Trematoda, Opisthorchiida, Opisthorchiidae.